Molecule: messenger RNA, 2196 nt
Organism: Cynoglossus semilaevis (tongue sole)
Lineage: Eukaryota; Metazoa; Chordata; Actinopteri; Pleuronectiformes; Cynoglossidae
Gene: pstk
Product: phosphoseryl-tRNA kinase
Exons: 6
Coding region: 119-1189 (356 amino acids)
Molecular function (GO): kinase activity; tRNA binding
Source: RefSeq, a predicted model, not a curated record
ACGAAUGCGGAAGUCGCUUUACAGGCGCAGCCUUCCAUGGCUAAAAACCACAACAACAACAACACAACACAGCACUAUGGGCAAAGUGUCAGUUUUUAAAGGUUUUCUCUGAUAGACAAUGACUUCAGAGGAUAGAACAAGGUUCUACCGGGCUCCGGGUUGUCUGUGUGUCCUCUGCGGUCUUCCUGCUUCAGGAAAAUCUACUUUGACCCGCACGGUCCUCAGUAGAGCAGCUCAGCACGGAUGGAGAGCAACCGUGGUUCCCUACGAUGAACUGAUCCCCCGGAAUGCUUUUAAGACCAAGGCCGUGCAGGACAACGAGGAGAUGCCACAGAUGCACACUGACUGGAAGUUACACAGACAUGCAGUGCUGCAGUGCAUUGAUCAGUUCCUGAAGACAAGAGAGGAGGUGGUGACAGAACCUGCGAGCAGCUGCCACAUCAACACGGAGGCAUGGGAACGAUGUGUCCGUGGUCUGAUGCAGUCUGGAUACUUGGACCAUGCUCUAUCAGACCAAUCACCCAUGCUUUUCCUUUUGGAUGACAAUUUCUAUUAUCCAAGCAUGAGAUAUGAAGUGUACCAAUUAGCAAGAAAAUAUUCCCUUGGGUUUUGUCAGGUGUACCUACACUGUGAUUUGAAGACUUGUAUAGGCAGAAACCAGAAUAGGGCUGAACCUGUUCCCACUGAGGUUAUACUGGACAUGGAGAAGCGUUUGGAGUUCCCAAACCCACAGAAGAACUUGUGGGAAAAACAAAGUCUUUCCCUUGACACUACAGACAAAUUAACCUCAUCUGACAUCCAGAAGAUGAUCCAGUUAAUAUCCUCUUCACUAAAAAACCCACUGAGCCCAAUAGAAGACAGCAGUGAACAAAGGGAAGCUGACCGCUUAAAAUGUGCCACCAGUGUGGUUCACCAAGCUGACCAGGCCUGUCGACGUCUGAUCUCAGAAGCUAUGAAGACAGCCAGAGAAAAUCAUGUGUCACCCGAGCGCAUGAGGUUCCUGGCUGCUCAAUUAGGUGAAUCCAAGGCCGUAUUUCUACGCAACCUGCGAGAAAAUGUUCUACAGGAAAUGGAGCUUACACAAGGAGAAGACAUCGACGUGGAGCGUGUGGUGAAAAGAGCUGUAGAUGUUUUUGAUCGUAGCAGGAAGGAACUCUUGGAGACAAUCGUAUGUCCUAAAUAUGUUUAAACCAACCAAAUGUCACUUUGUCACAUCAUGAGUAGAUUUUAUACAAAUCUUUUCAAAUUAUUUGUAAAAUAAUGGUAUUGUAUUCACUUGUGUGUAAAAUUUAAAUGUAAUAAGGUUAAUGCUUAUAAAUAAAAAUGUAAUUUUUAUUAACAAGUGAGUUACAUUUUUGAUUUGUACAGAAAAUUUUUUUUGAUACCACAAGGUCCACUUAGUUUGAAAAUAACACAAAGCUGUUCAAGUCCAUACAAUUAAACUGGGAAACACCUUAAUUAAUGUAAAUACAUUCAAAAUUAUAAUGGGUGUUGGAACUGAGGUGAAAUAAUGUUAAACAGGUAAUGCUACUGUCAAUGGUGUCUAUACAGAUAGAGAAGGUGUUUAUGUUAUUAUUUUAUCAUGUUGAUAGAGUUUUCAACUUUGGGGCUAGAGUUAAAAGGUAAGUUAAAGGUAAGUGGGCUUCAUUACUUUUUCAGCUAAAUUGACCAUAAUUUGCAUUGGAAUAUCAUUUUUGACCUACAAAAGGCCAUUUAAUAGAGAUAAAAGUGGAUCAACCACUUUUUAUGUAUUUCAACUAUCAAAAGAGUUGUAUCUCAAGAUUCAAACUAUUUAUAUAAAAACAACCUAUGACAUAGUUAAUGUACAACAUCAGUCACCGAAUUUAACAGUUUACAGUGUUUAACCAACACACAUUCUUCAGGAAUAAAUAUUAUCCUAAAACAGCUGAUAAAUACAGAAUGGUUUUUCAUGGAUGAAAACAACAUAUCUGGCCUAUACUGUAUAUGACUGGCUGAUUGUACCCCAGCAUUCAUUGAAUACGUUUUAAAUAAACAAAACAACAUCUGUCAAAAUUGUAAGACGCUACAAACUGAGUUAACUUUGGAACAAAAGUUGCUAAAAGCUAAAUGUGUCAAACAUAUGUUUUAGUUUAGUAGUUUAGUUUAGUAAGUGGUUUUUAAUAGGUUUACAUAGCUGCCUUUUGUGAUAUAAAUGCUACCCUGGUAACAGUGAAA